AUGUUUGGUAUCCAUAGCAUACUAAAUGGUGAGGAUGAUAAUAAAAAUAAUGAUAGCCCAGUAAGGUACGAGAAUAAUAAUAAUACCGAAGAUUCUACAACUAUACCAAAUUCAACAGAUACCGCCUUGAGUCCUAAAAAAUCAUCAGAAGUUAUACUAUCAACCUCAACCACUCCAACCAUCUUAUAUUCCUCGUCAAAUGAUUCUCGGUCCAAUUCAAGUGCCUCAUCUUCUCAUACUUCAACCUCAUUACCUCUUAAGCCCGCGUCUUUACCAACCACUUCGAGUUCAAGUUUAGAUUCAGUUUCUAUAUCUGUUCCCAUCCCAAUUUCAAAUAUACCCAUUAAAAAUUCAUCUACAACUACAACUACUACUAGUCCAACUCAUAAUCAUAAUCAUAAUCAUAAUCAUGGAAAUAAUCAUUCAUUAAAUCAUUUACCGAGAUCAAAAAUUAAUAAACGAUAUUUAAAAGAUAAAAAAUUUGUAAAAUUAGCCAUACGAAGAAAAUCAAUUUCAAAAAAAUUGGGCGGUAAUAGUAAUUCAUUAAUGGAACUGUCAAUCAAUAAUGAUCUUUAUCAAGGUUCAAAUAAACGUUUAACUUCAUCUUCAAAUCCAAAUUUAUUGGGAUCACCUCCAUUGUCUGAUCCUUCAACUAUCGCAUCAAAUAUAAAUAGUCCAAUUACAAGUCAUUCAAAAUUACAUAUAAAAUCUUUAGAAGCAGGAUUAAGAGUUAAAUUAACUAUAGCGGAUAAUUUAAUCUCAUUAUAUCAUUCAUUAAUCCCAUUCACUAGUAAAAAGGAAAUUCAAUCAAUAUUUGAAAAUUCAAAAAUUUCCUCGGUAUCUCCUGCUUCAUCAUCAACUUCUUCAUCCACACCAUCAACCACCAGUUCAUCACCAAUGUUUGCCAAUAAUCCAAAAUUUGCCAGAAAGACGUUACUUUCCAAAUCAGUUCAAUUGAUUGAUAAUAAUUUAGUUAACCUUUCUGAAUAUUCCAAUAAAAUCCUUCAACAAUUCAAUUUAUAUAAUUCUAACAAUGGUAACAAAGAUUCUUCAUCUGUUCCUGUUCCAACCCCAGCUUCAUCCAUUCCAACCUUUAAUAACUUAAACACUGCCGUCAGUUCAUUAUUCAAUAUCAAAGAUUAUUCAUUAAUCAGAGUAUCAAGAUCAACUACCGAUGAUAAUGAUGGAUCAAUCAUAUUAAAGUUAGAAACUUGUAAACCAGGAGAUUUGAAAUUAAUUGAUGAUUCAGAAUAUUUAGAUGAAAUGCUUUAUAGUUUAGGAAAACUUGGAGAAUCACCAUCGAAUUUAUUUAUUAAAAAGAUCAUUGCAAGACCAAGAUACAAGAGUGAUAUGAAAAUAUAUCUUAUCCCUAAUUCUACUAAUGAUUAUUCAUUAUAUACAGAUGAAAGAAUGUUUGAAAGAGAUUUAUAUAAUGGAAUUAUUGAUAUUGAAUUUGAUGAUGAAAGUAGUGAAGUUAAAGCUUUAAAAUCAAGUAAUCGUGAUAUUCUUGUUACAUUUCCAUUUCAAAAUAUCUUGACUGAAUAUAAACGUUUAGUGGAUUUAUCAAGAAGAGAAGCUGAUGAAGAUUCAAUUGAAGAAGAACCUGAAGAUUUUGAACAACAAGAACAAAAACAACAAAAGGAACUUGAACAAAAGCAAUCAUUAAAAGUUGAUACUAAACUUGAACAAUCAUCAAGUAAAAUAGCCACUCAUCAAAUUGCUACUCCAAUUCCAUCUCAUAUAAUGCCAACUGCUCCUCCUAAUUCGGCUUAUACCACAUUAGCACCAAAUAAUCAUCAUCAACAUCAACAUAUUCAACAACAACAUCCUCAAGAUCAAUAUCAAAUUCAAAAUCGUGGUAUCACUUUACCUCCUAUAGGUCAACAUUUGCUUUCAAGUAAUAUUUCUUCACCUACUACUCCAGUUAUGGUUCAACCUCAACAACAAUCACCAGUACCUCCUCAAGUUUAUGCUUCUCGUGCUGCCCCUCAAGUUCAAAUAGCUUCACAUCCAUUUUCGCAACAACCUCUUCCACCACCAAUGCAACAUCAACAACAACAGCAGGCAAUGAUAUAUCAACCUCAACCUCAACCUCAACCUCAAAUUCAACAACAUCAACAAUUUGCACCCCAUCCACUUGGUCAUCCACAUCAACAACAGCAAUUCCAACCCCAUCCACAUCAUCAUCAUCAACAACAACAACAACAACAACAACAACAACCAUAUCCUCCUUAUCCAUACUACCAGCAACAGCAACAACCAUCCCCAACUCGCGCCCCUCAGCCAUAUGCACAAAACCCACAUCCUCAUUAUCAACAACAAUAG
This is a messenger RNA of Scheffersomyces coipomensis, 2325 nucleotides long. RefSeq lists its product as uncharacterized. The record is from RefSeq and is a predicted model, not a curated record. Bases 1 to 2325 code for a protein of 774 amino acids. The transcript has a single exon. Lineage: Eukaryota; Fungi; Ascomycota; Pichiomycetes; Serinales; Debaryomycetaceae.